This is a messenger RNA of Sphenostylis stenocarpa, 1419 nucleotides long. Lineage: Eukaryota; Viridiplantae; Streptophyta; Magnoliopsida; Fabales; Fabaceae. The record is from the annotation of a GenBank genome assembly.
AUGGAGGAAACUCAGCCACUCAAACUCUACUUCAUUCAUUUCCUAGCAGCUGGUCACAUGAUCCCUCUAUGUGACAUAGCCACCCUCUUUGCCUCUCGCCGCCACCACGUCACCCUCAUCACCACCCCCUCCAACGCCCUAACUCUCCGCAAAUCCAUCCCCUCCCAUCCCUUCCUCCGCCUCCACACCGUUUACUUUCCCUCCCAAGAGGUUGGCCUUCCCGACGGCGUCGAAAACAUCUCCUUUGUCACCAACACCGACAACCUCGCCAAGGUCUUGGACGCAACCGCCAUGCUCCAAUCCCCCAUCGAGAACUUCGUGGAGGAGAACCCACCUGAUUGCAUCGUCGCCGACUUUCUCUUCCCCUGGGUCCAUGACUUGGCCAACAAGCUUAACAUCCCUAGACUUGGCUUCAACGGCUUCUCCCUCUUUGCCAUCUGCGCCAUACACUCUUCCAAGUCUUCCGAUUCUCUUCUUAUUCCGACCCUCCCUCACCCCAUUACCCUCAAGGCAACACCGCCUAAGGAGUUGACUGAAUUCCUUGAUAAAAUGAUGGAGACGAUGCUCAAAAGCUACGGCUUAAUAGUGAACAACUUCGCGGAACUUGACGGAGAAGAGUACAUUCGCUACUACGAGAAAACAACGGGGCGCAAGGCUUGGCAUCUUGGACCAGCCUCUCUUAUAUCGAGAACCCCUCAAGAGAAAGCAGAGAGGGGCAUGGAGAGCGUGGUGAGUAUGCAGGAGUGUGUGAGUUGGCUUGACUCAAAGCCAGAAAAGUCGGUGGUGUACAUAUGCUUUGGGAGCCUUUGUCAUUUCCCGGAUAAACAGCUUUACGAGAUUGCAUGCGGGAUGGAAGCAUCGGGUCAUGGAUUCAUAUGGGUAGUUCCGGAGAAGAAAGGGAAGGAGAACGAGAGCGAGGAAGAGAAGGAGAAGUGGUUACCGAAGGGGUUUGAAGAGAGGAACGUGGAGAAGGGGAUGGUUAUCAGGGGGUGGGCUCCACAGUUGCUUAUCCUGAACCACCGUGCCGUUGGGGCAUUCGUGACUCACUGCGGGUGGAACUCCACCGUGGAGGCUGUAAGUGCUGGGGUUCCAAUGAUUACAUGGCCAGUGCAUGGAGAACAGUUCUAUAACGAAAAGCUGAUAAGUGAUGUGCGGGGGAUUGGGGUGGAGGUGGGCGCAGCAGAGUGGACCAGCAUAGGGUUUGGUGAGAGACAGACGGUGGUGUGCAGAGAGAGCAUUGAGAAAUGUGUGAGGCGCAUGAUCGACGGUGGUGAUGAAGCACAGGAAAUCAGACGGCGUGCACAAGAGUUUGGUGAAAAGGCCAGAGAAGCUGUUGGAGAAGGGGGUUCGUCUCACAAAAAUUUAACGGCCCUGAUUGAUGAUCUUAUACAGGUGAGGGAGGCCAAGCUUCUACAUUAG